CGAUAAUCUACCAACAUGAUGUCGGAACAAUACAAUGAGCUUCAUUUGGAAAACAUGGUAAUCGGGGGAGAUCAAAAUGUCACUAUCAAGUCUGCGCAAUAUAAAGGUACAGAACAACGUGACGAGAACUUUAUCGAUAUCGAUAGUACUAGUGUCGAAGAAGUCGACGUCGACAAUAGUACAACACAGACACCCGUGCAGUCAAAAGCCUGGACGAGAUUUAAGGAGCUGGAAAUGCGCGUUAAUGCUGGAGAAUUGAUUGUUCUGGACGGUGCUACAGGCACAGAAUUGACAGAGCGAGGAGUUAGUGCCGAACAACAGUGGAACGGGUGGCCGGCACAAUUAUUCGUACCUGACGUAGUCAGAGACGUACAUCGAUCAUAUGUAGAUACCGGCGUAGAUAUCGUCACCACCAAUACGUAUGGCACAAACCGGCAUGUGAUCGGCGAUGACGGGUCGAUCUCCAAGGAAAGCCUGGAUAAGUCUAAUAUGCUGGCUGUAGAAUUGUGUCGUGAAGCGAUCGGUGAUGAGAAUGUGCUCGUUGCGGGCAGCAUGAGUAACCAUCCGCCAGCAAUUUCCAAAACCGUGCGUGAAGUCUCCGUAGAUGAUGACAAAAGCAUUAAUCUAACUGAAAUAGGCGAUUGGCCUACACCACUGAAAGAGCUCAAAAACUAUCGCGAACAGGCAUCAAGUUUGGUAGCCGGAGGGGUAGACAUCCUUUUCCUAGAGAUGGUUAAAGAUCGUCUCCAUGGCGAACUCCUCGUAACUGCUGCUAUUGAGACAGGCCUGCCGGUUGUUAUUGGACUCACUCUGACUGUACUAGAAAGUGGUGCCGUGGUGGCUAGAGACGAUCAAACGUUUACUGUAGAGGAGAUGAUACGUCAAUGGAGAGUGCACCCCAACGUCGUUGGUUUCUCAGCAAUGCAUAUUAGUGCGAAUGAAACUGAAACACACGUGAAAGCCAUUCGUUCAUACUGGGACGGCUUUAUUGCAGCAUAUCCUAAUCAGGGCAAGUUCGUGCCUCCUAAUUGGGAAAUCUGUGAGCCUAUACCUGCAGCUGAAUAUCGUGAGUACGCUAUCAAAUGGAGACGUGCUGGUGCCAAUGCCAUUGGAGGAUGCUGCGGCAUCGGACCCAAGACUAUUGAGGAAGUGAAGUCCCUUUCACGAGAAAUCAACCAGGCAAUUACGCAGGAAAGACAGGUCGCAUAACCAUGUUAUGUGUACAGGCUGAUAUAAGCACGCAUCUUUCUUCUCGAGCACAUUGUUUGAAACGGAUGCUGCUUUAGAAAACACA
Messenger RNA from Sphaeroforma arctica JP610, 1294 nucleotides. RefSeq lists its product as hypothetical. Bases 16 to 1209 code for a protein of 397 amino acids. The transcript has a single exon. The record is from RefSeq and is a predicted model, not a curated record. NCBI's taxonomy places the organism in Eukaryota, Ichthyosporea, Ichthyophonida.